CCUGAAGAAAAUUUUAACUGUUUGGCUGAGGCUCGAUGUAGUUUUGCGGUUUUGUUGUGGACUGACAGAGUCUUCCUGUUCAGAAUAUGUCCUGAGGGAGGCCACACAAUUGCCUUCACUCGUGCUGUCCGCCAAGCUCGGUCAGCCUGCUGAGGCUGACCAUUUACGUUGGCAUACCCUGUAAUUCAAAUACUGCAUUUGCUGCAUUUUCUAAUGUGAAAGUCAGUUUAGUUCCUGUUUGAAGUCCAGUUGGCCUUCAGCUAUUAGGCACUUUUGCAUGGUUACAUCAUUAAUCCCACGUACUAAAUGGUCUCUCUGCAUCUCAUUAAGGGUUAAACCAAAGUCACAUGCCUCUGUUAGGCAUCUUAACAAUGCUAAAAAUAUCAACAUGGAUUCCCUGGCUGUCAAAUUGCUGAGUAAAACUGAUUGUGGUCUCAGAGUUAGAAGAGGCUUGGGGUCAUAAUAUUCCUUACCUAAAUCCAUAAACUCUUGAAAGGUUUACAAGUUGGUCCUUCAGAAAAUGCUAUCAGACAAUGCUGUCAGACAAACUAUUCAUUGCUUGUCAUCUGCCCCAAUGUCAUUUCACUGGAAAAAAAUAACGCAUUCUUUCCACAUACUGGGCCAAGUCUUCAACGGCAGGAUCAAACAAGUCAAGCUUCCCAAAUAUUGUCAUGAUGCCAGACAGCUUCCACCAACUCAAAGAUUGCUGCAAGCACAUUUCUUCAGGAGUGUAUCUUUUUUCUCGUCACCAUUGAAAUAACUCCACAGAGGCCAGUAUCCCGUUAUGAAGUCACCCUUUAUUUACACACACACAUACUUGACACUGGUCCAGCUUCCUCAGAGCCAGCUUUCAGAGUGAACAGAAAUUCUGAUCCCCCUGUUUAAAUCUGUUGGCCAGGUCUCCCUGAUUGGCCCAGGUUAACAGCCUCAAUUGGGGAACUUAUUCUGUGAGGUCCACCUGGCUGAUCUUGGUACAGUCACCAUAGACUGAACCAUAUGGUUUCAGUUCUGAAGAAGGGUCUUUGGACUUGAGACAUUAACACUUUCUCUCUCCACAGACCUGCUGAGUUUCUUAAGAACUUCCUGUUUUUAUUUCAGACCACCAGCAUCUGUCGUAUUUUGCUGUCACAAGUAGUUGGGCACUUUUCUCUGGAAAGAGAAGACUGAGAGGUGACCUUCUAGAGAUCCAGAAAAUGAUGACAGAAUUUGAUGGGGUAAAGAUAGAGAAGUGUUUUCUCUUGUGGAAGAAAUCAUAAAUGUGAUGUAAUCAUAAUAAAUCCAAUAAUUAAUUCAUAGGAGCCCCUUCAGACACGUGAAAACUUGCUACUAUAGUGAGCAUUUUAGGUAAAAUUGCAUUUUUGCAUUUAAGUGAAAAUAAGAUAAGUAAAGGAGACAGGAGUUGAUGGUAGGUUCUUAAAAAGAGUUCUGCGGAUUAUAAAUCCUCAACAGCCUGUUUCUGUUUGGUAACUCUGUACUGUAUAAUAAUGGUACACCUCACCUUCCACUCUGGGUGGUGAUCUGCUUUUGUGCCUAGGCUGUUCACCCUGGUAUCGCACAUUAACGGGCAAAAAAAUAGUUUUGAAUGGCCAGUAAGUAAGAUUUUUAAAACGAUCACAAUAAGAUAAUGCUGCAGCAGUCACACGCCGAGAAUUCCCAAUUAUCUCUUCCCAAAGUCGCAACAUCUCCAGCAGCCAUUUCACUGCAGGCGUUUCAAGCAGCGAAUGAAAAAUAGCUACACGGGGAAAAAGCGGCUCUAAGGGCAGGGAGAGGCCGAUACAAAGGGGCAAGACACAAAAGCAGACACGCGCGAGACAGUGGGAGAUGGACUAUCAUUUCAGAAUGGCUACCUACAGUCGAAGGCUAUCUGAAUAUUCCUUCCAGGAAACCCAAGACACAACAUGUCAUAACACUCUGGAACCAGAUUGUUUCCCACUUUCAAAAAGUUCUUCUGCCACCCUAUUCCCCAGAAGGGACAGCAUAGAAGAAAGGCCAACCAUUAAACAGGAACUGAGGAAGACCCUCAGUGGCUUUGUCUCUCCAAGUGAAACUGACAUGAGGUGCCCUUAUCAUCCGUCUUGCUUCACACCGCAAAAUAAUUUCACUGUGAUCCCCUUAUGUCGCUGCUUCCAGAUGGGAGCCAUCCCUGAUGCUAAUCAUACCACUGAACUCCCAGUAUUUCAGGAUAAUUUGAAAGCUCACAGCAACAGCCACAGGAGCACCAACUUCUCUAUGAGAAGGGAUGCAGACACAAUGUUAUGUGCAGACUCAAACCUAGGAAAAUUACAGGCAAAGGUGAUGCACAGAAGUUGCUCAGAUAUCAUUUGUGAUUAUGGGGAGAAAUGCUAUCCAGCUGAUGAUGUGCAUACUAAGAUUACUGCUGCAUAUCAAGCUCCUGUGCUGGGCAGAGACUAUGGUAUAAUUUCUCCAAGUGAAAUGAUGUCUAAAGAAUGUAACCAGAAGAUUGUGAUCAAUAUUUCAGAGAGUGAGAUUGACACCAGGCAACAGGAAAAUGACAGAGAAAGUGCAACCAUUGCAGACUACCAAGUCAAUAGUAUGGAGAAUGACAUUUGCAGUCCCUUGCAUCGGGGCCAUCUCAUGUUUUCAGAGAACUCUCCCGAUUGCUCUGGUGUCAAGGUUAUCCAAGAAUCUGGUGAACAAUAUCAAGGCAAUGAAAUGGCAGAAAAUGAGACAAUCACCUUGGGUCAGUGUAACAUCACAUAUCGGGAAGGAGUUGCCUCUCAUCAAAAUAGUUUAAUGGGUAAUCAAACUUGUACUAGACACCAAAGCCACUUGAUGUCUGGUUUGAUGAUUCAAGACACCACUCCUGCUUAUUGUCAUUCACUGCCAAUCCCUGCUGUCCAUCUCUUUCCAAGACUAGUCAGUUCUGUCAGUGAAUCUGGAAGAGGAACUGUUGUUGAUGCAUGUUGUCAUCCACUGCCAGUUUCAGGGAUUCUGGCAUUCCCACGGUUGGUGUCUUCAGUGAGUGAAUCGGGGCUAGAUGCGAGGCAUCUUCUGAAAUGCCAUGGAACACUAGAAAAUGAAGCUAUUAAUGCUGCAACUGAAAGGAAUUCUCAUGACACUUCCAAUAGGAAUAAAGUGGAACUGGAAAAAUUUACUCACUCUUUUUCACCAAGCAGUCAAACUAAUGAUGAGGGUGUGAGAACACGAGACAUGUGGACAAUGACAACAGAUCUGACCCUUCGAUGUCAUCAUCAACUGGAACGUAAGGAUGCAGGGGUACAGACCUCCUUGGCAGUUGACUGCAGGUCAGUGGGCACCAGCCCCUUGUCUCCAACUGAUAGUUGCCUAGUUCAUAUGUUUCCAGAGGUUAACCUUGAAGAGAACCAGCUAAUCCAGGAAUCUCCAGUUCGGGAAGUGAAAUGGGAUGACAAGGGAAUGACAUGGGAAGUCUAUGGGGCUUCUGUAGACCCUGAGGUCCUUGGGCUGGCUAUCCAGAAACAUCUGGAGAUUCAGAUAGAACAACAUGAAAAAGACAAGAUGUCAACAGCUGAAAUGACAGUGAAGCAGUUGGAUAAUCAUGGUGAUGGAACACGAGUGGUGGGACAGCGAGGAAAAGAGAAGAGACAUUUGCCAGGUUUUAGGAAUAUGAUGUCUUCUUUAAGGCAUCCAACAUGUUGUGUGCGUUCCAGUGCAGCAAUAGACUGAGUAGCAUUACCCAGUGAAGUGAAAAUGAAGAUUACAUAAUUGUUGGAUGUUUCAGCAGUAUUCCCAAGACAUAAAAACAGUUCUGGCUUUUCCCCUAAUCUAAUGUUGAGCCAUAAAUGUCAAAACUCAUUAUUUAGUGAGUGUUUAUUUAUAAUACACUGAUUAUUCUUUCAAAAUAUUUAACAGGGUAGCUAAAUGAGAAGCCAUGGAGAGGGUAGAGAUGUCAGAAAAUGUAAGACAGUUUUUCCAGAAGGUUAUAAGCUGUUGAUAAAAAGGUGAAGUUUGGGUACAUGUCUGGGUGCAAAUACAAGGUGCUCAGGUAGAUGAGGAUAAAGACAAUGGUAAAAUGAUUGUAACAACGUUGGUGGUGGGUAAAAAAAAUGGCAUGUUUUGCAUUAUGCUUUAAACUGUCUUGUUUUCGCUGCAGUGAAGAAUAUUAACCUUUGACAAAUUUGUGAUCCUUGUCAAACAUGUGGUGAGGUGGAAGUGAAUUAAUUAAAAAUGUACCAGUGAACCAAAGGUAAUGAUGAAAGCUGAGGCAAGACACCUAGAUGAUUAAUGUUAGAUUCUAGGUUGAGCUGGUCAUCUUGUAAAUGGUAGCCCUAUAGACUCAGAAUUAUAAUGAUACAGCACCAAAGAGGGAGAUUCAGCCCAAUGUGCCUGUACUGGCUCUUUAGUAGAGCUAACAAAUUUGUUUCAUUAUAUUGCAAUUUCCCCAUGGCUUUGUAAUUCUUUCCUCUUCAAGUAUUAAAUUUUCUUUCAAUGUCACUCCUGGAUCUGCUUUCCAAUAUUUUCAGGAAAUGAAUUUAAGAUCACAGCAACUUAAAUGUCUAAAAUAUGGCUUUGCCAUAUUUUAUCAGUCAUCUUAAACCCUGUACUGCUGGUUACUGACCCUUCUGCCAUUGAAAGCUUUUUCUCCAUUUGUACUCAUCCUAUCCUUUCAUGGCGUUGAAUACCUCUAUCCAAUCUCCUCUUCAGCUUAAUAAAAUCAAGAACUGCAGAUGCUGGAGAUCUGAAUCAAAAGUAGAAACUUGUAGAAACUCAACAGGCCUAGUUGCAUCAGUGAAGGAAAUAGCAGCGUUAAUGUUUCAGGUCCAGUGACCUUUCAUGAGAAUUGGCAAAGGGUUACUGGAUUCAUAACAUUACCUCUGUUUUUCUCUUCAUAUUUAUCCAUCUAUAUCCUCAAGUCUAUGACUCUUCUCCUCAUUAUUUACUCCAUUUCCAAGUUUCAUGUUAUCAGCGUUCAUCAAAAUUGUGCCACAUAUAACCAAGUCCAGGCCACCAACAUAUAUGAUCAAAAAGACCAGUGAUUCUAAUAUGAACCACUGAACAAUGCCUUUUCUUUCCAGCAUCAAAUACAACCAUACACCAGCAGUAUGCUUACUCUUCCUUAGCCAAUUUUAUAUCCAUAUUGUCAUUGUCUCAUUAAUUCCAUAUGCUUUAAUUUUGCCAGCAGUUCUAUUAUAUAUUGCCAAAUACCUUCUGAAAGUUCAGAUGCACAGUAUCAAAUAAUGGGAAACUAUGGCAAAUAUUCAAAAAAAUCUUAAAUUACAAAAGAAUUGUAAAAUAAAUUGAAGCAAAAAACUUGCAGGGAAGAGGAAUGAUUAAAACUGGUCUUUAAGAUUGUAGCAAAUGAUGUAGGUUUAAAAUGGUCAUAGAAUGGGUAGAUGGACAUAUACAAAAUAAUAAAAUGGUGUUACAAGUUGGCAAAAAGACCCUUGUAUGGAUGAGUAAUUUGUAUGAAAUGUGAAAGUGAACAUCAUUAGUGAUGCAAUAGAAGAAAAUAGAACUCAGUUAUAUAAAAGACAGUCAGAUAAAAGAUGCAGGGUAAUUAAAAGGCAGUUGGAUAAAAAGGAAAGGCUGAAAGAAAAAACUGAAAGAACAUGUUGAUGCUGGAAAUCAGAAACAAAAAUAGAAAUUGCCGGAAAUAAUCAACGGGUCCAGCAGCAUCUAUAGA
Messenger RNA from Stegostoma tigrinum, 5623 nucleotides. RefSeq lists its product as uncharacterized. Gene Ontology annotation, cellular component: plasma membrane. The coding region runs from base 1822 to 3666 and encodes 614 amino acids. Gene Ontology annotation, biological process: neuron projection development. The transcript has 2 exons. The record is from RefSeq and is a predicted model, not a curated record. NCBI's taxonomy places the organism in Eukaryota, Metazoa, Chordata, Chondrichthyes, Orectolobiformes, Stegostomatidae.